This is a messenger RNA of Perca fluviatilis (European perch), 3024 nucleotides long. RefSeq names its product family with sequence similarity 53 member C (gene fam53c). The coding region runs from base 721 to 2031 and encodes 436 amino acids. The record is from RefSeq and is a predicted model, not a curated record. Gene Ontology annotation, cellular component: nucleus. NCBI's taxonomy places the organism in Eukaryota, Metazoa, Chordata, Actinopteri, Perciformes, Percidae. The transcript is spliced from 5 exons. Gene Ontology annotation, biological process: protein import into nucleus.
UGUUAUUUAUGAAUGCCUACCGCUCACGGGCGUGUGCACGCAGAUUCGUUAUUAUUAUGUUGUAAUAAUUACAAGACAUUGGACAUUGAUUACCGCCGAUGUUUAGGUUAGUCCCGGACCCUGCGGUGCUCGCUGUGUGUGGUUAAAUCCAGACUUUAAUUCAUUGUGGUCGGUGUGGUGCUGACAGCGGCGGCGGCAGACGGAGCGGUGCUCUUUAAUAAUACUGGGUCAAUACACCGAGUCCGCCGCUGUCUGCCAGCCCGCUGUAUCCACCGGAGCCGCUUCACCCCGUCACCCGGAGGUGCUGCCCGAUAAGGUGCGUUGCCAGAGGCAACAGCUGACUGACAAUGUCCUUGUGAGAGUGGGCGGGGCUACCUGGCCCUGAGGUGGUAAGGAGGAGGAGUCUCAGACUUCAGCCCCUCACCCCUCUCCUCCUGCGACAAACCGAACGGACGGACACACAAACGGGUGUGGCUCCCUCUUCCUCUUCCUCCUCCCCUCUCCUCCCCGUUCUCUCCCCGUUCUCUCCCCCUCUCCCCUCCGCAGCCCUCCCCCGUCUCCCCCCUCGGCCCCGUCCCCUGCCACAAUGCUGUGGUCACGCUGCUUGUGGAGAGCCUGAGGAACCAUACUCUGGAAGGCGACCCUGCUCAGCCAGGGGACUUUUCGCUGUCCCUGCUGGACCCGAAAACCCUCGCAGAGUGCUGGCCCCCAGAUGGCUUGAUGCCUGAGAGCAGCUACUGGCAGCUCUGCCCUCCCUCCAAGUCCGGCCUGCAGGGGGGGUUACUGAGCUCUAGUUUCCCCCCCGGCCCCGUGCCCCUGGUGCCCCCAGAUGCUCACCUGCAGGAGGGUGGCGACCCCCUGGACGGCACCCCCUCUCAGCCGCAGCAGCACCGGCCCCUGGCGCCCAGCACCUCAGCGUCCGAGCUGUGCCUCCCGGGAGCGCCGGCAGCCCCUCCCGGCCCCGGGCCCCCUCCACCUCCUCCGCCGCCCCCAAAACGGCACUGCCGUUCGCUGUCGGUGCCCGAAGACCUGUCCCGCUGCCGCUACACCUGGCGGCCCAGCGCCUCGCGGGUCUGGACCCCUGUCAGCCGCCAGCAGUGCCAUGGGGGAGCAGGGGGAGGGGUCACAGGUGGAGGCUUGGGGGCAGGAGGAGGGGUUAUAGGGGCAGGUGCGGCGGGGGGAGGAGCCUGUCCUCUCCGCGCUCCCAGCUCCUCUCUGAACUCGUCGCUGCACUCCUCAUCCAGCCCCACCUUCUUCAGCCUGGCGCUGUCUCCGGACUCCCCGCUGCCCUGGAGCUUCCCCUGGGACCCCAGCGAGGCGGCGGCGGGGGGAGGAGCCUGCUGCUGCUUCUUCCCUUCCCCCUCCUCCUGCUCCUCGUCGCCCUCCCCCCUCCACCCGCCUCCCCCUCCUCAGAGGCGUUUCUCCCUCUCCCCUGUGCUCAUCAGAGACUCGACGGCCUCCACGUUCCUGCCUCCGCCUCCCGUGCCGAGUCAUGCAGCGGCGCGUCCGCCGAGCUGCUCGGCCGUAGCCGGAGUGACCGUGGGGGGCCCCGUGCCCGCCUCACCCUCCUCAGCCUGCAGCACGCCCUCGUCUCUGCGACGCAGUCUGCCGCCGCAACUGCCACGCUGCCACUCGCAGCCCUGCGACCUGCUGCUGCUCAAACCAGGUCUGAAGAGACGCCGCGACCCCGACAGACCCUGCGCUCGACCCGUCCUCGACUUCACCAAGAUGACUCAGACUCGCAGCAUCGACCCGCAGUGUCUGGAGCGCGGCGGCGGCAGGCUGGCCUGCGGUGGCGACGUCUGCAUGGGCAUGGAGUCCUUCAUGGGCGACUUCCGGGGCUCCUGCUCGCCGGCCGAGUGCCUGGGUAGGACCAGCAUCGGGCCGCUGAGCGAGAGCGACGAGGAGUGCCCCGAGGACGAUGACGAGGAUGACGGCGAGGAGGAGGCCGAGGAGCGCGAGGCCGCGCAGCAGGCAGUGUUUGAGAGGGAUUGUACAGAACUCGACUUGAACUUAAUAGAAGAAAACUGACUUAUUUGUAAAUGGAAGGCUGUUUUUUUUUUUUUUUUUUUUUAUUUAGUUUUAAAUUGAUCUGAACCCCCCCUCCCCCUUCUUCCUGGACCACCAUUGUCUCAACACUCCGCGCCUCCUUGCCACCAAUCAGCAAGGCUCUCAGGAACAACACCUUCUCUCAUUGGAUGAGCUGGGGUAAAUAAAGCUGAUUGACGACGACAGUAAUGAUGUGACUACCACCUGUAAAGACUCGACGCUGUGGAAUCCUCCUGGCUGCUUUUUAACAUUUGUGCUGUUAGAAAGCUAGUUUUUAAAAGUGAGAGUAACUCUGGUCGCCUGUGACGAGAGGAGAGUAUUUAACAGGGAAAGCCCUCCUGCAUCUGUCCUUCAGUUACCAACAUGAUCAACAAUGCAUCGUCAUGCUAACAUGCCAACAAGCCAUUGUUCAGGUACCUGAAGCCCAGAUGCAGAGUUUUCCCGCCUCUGUGACUGGACUCCGUCUGUCCAGGUGCGUCGCGGCGUCCUGGUGUCUUCCAACACACAGCUGCCGAGUCUCCGUAACACACCACAGUCUGAGGCCGUCGCCGCACUGCAGCGCCAAACCUGACACGCCAUCACCACGUCCAACACAAACACCAGACCUCUUAAACCUCAAAGAGCUGCUUUAAUCUUCAGUCAGGAUUUAAAAGGUCAGUUUACCUAAAUCAAAAGGCAUCUUUCCUAUCUUCCCUUUCAGCAGUAAAUAAGUUCAACUCAAGAAAUGAUUUCCUAAGUAACAAAACAAAUCUUAGUUUAAAUCUAUCGCAGCCCUCAAUAGACGUCUCAGAUAGAGAUUUAUAUUGUUAUCUGAGUAAAGCAUUUUAGUUUGUGACAAUGUCAUUAUGAGUACAUGUUAAUAUCGAGGCGUUGUUAUAUUCAUCAUGAUAUUAAAGGUCCCAUGGCAUGAAAAUUUCACUUUAUGAGUUUUUUUAACAUUAAUAUGCAUUUCCCCCCCCCCCAGCCUGCCUAUGG